AUGUCGCGUCCAUCUUACAAUAAGGCUCUCUGCGUUGAGACUUUUAUCAGCUCCGGCCCAUCGCUCGACAUGGUGUCAUCCUUGAUCAUUGGUUCCGAAGCAGCCGUGAUUAUCGACCUACCACUGGGCAUUCCCCAGGCCGAGGCCCUCGCUAAUUGGAUAUCUAAGACCACGGAUAAGCCGCUCGUGGCUGCUUUUUCUACACAUUCCCACCCCGACCACUACUUAGGUAGCACCGCGUUUCUCGCUCGCUUCCCGGAUACCAAGUACUACGCCAGCUCUGAGGCUGUGACACUUAUCAAGAACGAAGCACCGAUAAAGGCCAAAUUCUGGAGAGGCAUACUCGGAGAUGACGUCGUGGUAGAGAAUGUCACUAUUCCUACUUCUUAUGACUUUUCCUUCUUCACCUUGCCGGGGGACGAGAGCACUCCCAUUCACCUCGUGAGCCCUCUUGUUGGCGACACCAUCGAUGAGACCAUGUUCUGGAUUCCCUCAAUCUCUACGUUGAUUGCCGGCGACGCGGUUUACAGCCACACCAUGCAUCUCUGGCUUGCGGAUCUUCUGUCGCCUUCCCUGACGGAGGCUUGGCUGUCCACCCUGGAGUUCAUUCAGUCUCUCAAGCCCCAGAAAAUCAUCCCCGGCCACUCCCUCACCAAGAAGUUUGGAUCUCACAUCGAUCUGGAACAUACCCAAAAGUACGUCACGUACUUUAAGAACAAGAUCGAGGCCAAGGGAGAGGAUUUCUUCACCCCUCAGCAGAUAUACAAGAAGAUCAAUUCUGCCUUCCCCAACCUCCUCUCAAAGACAUCCCAGACGUCGGCCACUUUGCUCAAUAUCACCAGCGAACAAUUCGGCCGUAGCGGACAACGCCAGCUUCACUACGUCGACCUAGCUUCUUUCAACAAUGCCACUGCGCUGGAGGGUUGGAGGCUUUGA
This is a messenger RNA of Ilyonectria robusta, 936 nucleotides long. RefSeq names its product beta-lactamase-like protein. The transcript is spliced from 3 exons. Lineage: Eukaryota; Fungi; Ascomycota; Sordariomycetes; Hypocreales; Nectriaceae. The coding region runs from base 1 to 936 and encodes 311 amino acids. The record is from RefSeq and is a predicted model, not a curated record.